Penicillium pulvis is the source of this 654-nucleotide messenger RNA. RefSeq names its product GNAT family N-acetyltransferase. Bases 1 to 654 code for a protein of 217 amino acids. The record is from RefSeq and is a predicted model, not a curated record. Gene Ontology annotation, molecular function: acyltransferase activity, transferring groups other than amino-acyl groups. Lineage: Eukaryota; Fungi; Ascomycota; Eurotiomycetes; Eurotiales; Aspergillaceae. The transcript has a single exon.
AUGGCUGCGAAUGAAUCAGUCACCAAGGGCUUUGUAUCCAAGCGCCUGCUCUAUCGUGCAGUGGAGGAUUCAGACGAAGAUAAAGCAUUUUUCCAAAAAGAGUUCGAAAACGAUCCUACCACUCAGGCACUCAUGUCCCCAGCCCUCCAACGUCCCGCGAGUAAAAAGAACAUCGAAAGCUUCAUUAAAGACAUAGAAGGAUGUCUCCUUGGGGUGAUUAUUUGUCUUCGCCCUGAACGGUCUGAAGAAAGCUCAUCUCCCAACAACGAUGCUCAAACAUCCGAUCAAGCUUCCAAGGAAGCUAAACAUGUUCCUAUCGGUCUGCUAGCAAUUUCUAACUGGGGCUCGGGCUUCAAUCGCCAUCGUCGUGCAUCGUUGGGUUUGUCACUCAAAGAGGAAUCUCGUGGUAAAGGGUACGGUCCUGAGGCGAUUAAUUGGGCGCUGGACUGGGCAUUCCAAUGUGCUGGGCUCCACAAGGUGUCUUUAGGUUGUUUUGGAUUUAAUCAUCAUGCCUUGGGGCUGUACCCGAGACUCGGCUUUGUGGAGGAAGGGCGUGAACGCGAAUCUGUAUUUUAUCGUCGUGCUUGGUAUGAUGUGGUGUUGUUUUCUAUGCUGGAGCAUGAGUGGGAGAAUUUAAGAUCUAAGGGAAAUUGA